ACUGUAGAUUUGAGCACCCUCGACUUUAUGAAGAGGAAAAGGAAAAGGAAAACCAAGGCCUAUGGGCAAUGCUCUUUCUUCUCUCUCAUCCCUUUACUCAGGACCUAUAUAUUCCACCAUCCUUUUCCCCCAUACUUCAGGGCCAUUCCUCAGUAACAAUCGGACCUCAUCUCUCCCUCCCUUAUCAAUGGCGUUUCGCAGAUCCUUUGCCAACCGCCUCUCUCAUUGUUGUAAAACUAUCACACAGUCCGCAACUUCAGAACUCACUGCCAUCCCCUCCUCUUCGAUCCAUGCCACCCUCCCUCCCAAUGCAUUCAAAACGACGCUCCUUCCGCAGUACUUCGCCUCGCCUGAUUCCUCAAGCGGAGCUUUUUACGGCCGAUUUCACCAACGCAGAGCCGUAUAUGACUCCGGCCCUGCCAAACUGCCGGAGCUUUUAUCGUUUCCCGUCGGAGAGGAACUCAGGGAGAGGCUCAAGGCCAUCGGCAUCAGGGGAGAUCGUCUCCGCCUCGAUGGUCCAGGUCCCCCGGCGAGGGAUCAGACCAGCGUCGAUUCAAUGUUCGGAUUUACCAUCAAUGACGCUAGGAAGAUCCUGAGGCUAUCGCGGGUGGAGAAGCUGAAAGCGAGGCUGAGGGAGAUCCCAAGGACCUCGAUUUUUCAUUCCGAGUAUAUAGGGAUCUGUGUUGAUGCUUGCGAGGAUGUUGAUGAGGGCGCCGAGUUGGCCAAGAUGCUGGACGAGUCCGGGAACGUCAUCGUUUUGGGAAACGUGGUUUUCCUGCGGCCCGAACAGGUGGCGAAGACGAUGGAGAACUUAAUCUGGAAAACAAUAGGGCAUCCAGAGGACCCGAGGAGGAUGGAACUGGAGGAAAUGGAGAGGCAGAAGGCAAUGAUAGAUGAGAAGGCAAAGGCCUCGGUGCGGGGUGAGCUUUACUGCGGAUUAGGAUUCCUGGUGGUGCAAACCCUGGCAUUCAUGAGGCUCACGUUCUGGGAGCUUAGCUGGGACGUGAUGGAGCCCAUAUGCUUCUUCGUCACCUCCUUCCACUUCGCUCUCGCCUACCUCUUCUUCCUAAGGACCUCCACCGAGCCCUCCUUCCAGGGCUACUUCUUCCGCCGAUUCACUGUCAAGCAGCGACGCUUGAUGAAGACGUACCAAUUCGACGCCCGCAGAUACUAUGAGCUCUGCCAGGCCUUCUAUCCUCAUCACGACGCUGCUCCUAAAUCCCGAUUCUCUUCCUCCUUUAUUCACCCCGAAGCAACAGUUCUUGGUUCCACGCAGCAUUGAAUAAUGAUGAUGUCCGUAUCUUACAUACGAUCGUCCCAGAAUGGACUACUUGAGAACUAAAGUUCGGUAUUUCAAGUUACACUGCUUGUCACGGUUUUUUUUCCCCCCCUUGAGGGCUUUCCCUUUGCGGCUCAGUUAAAUGCCUUCGUUAAUACGAAAUAAUAGGUUGAUAGAGGGUGGGGCAAAAUACCGCCAGUUGUAGGAACUCUCUAGACCUUGUACAUAGUACAUACAAAUAGUUGGACUUGAUCCACGGUCUUGGCUCUUGGGAGGGUUCCGUAUUCACAGCAAAUUACAGCCUUCUUACUUGGUUAAGAAGAAAAAAAUCAUGAUAUUGCAGCCUUUGUUUCAUAUAACAGUGCUUUGCUUUCCUCUAGGUUGUUAUGCUAAUACUUUUCUGUUAUUUAUUAUUGUAUCCAGUUUAUAAUCAAUCGGAUUUUUUCCAACUAUCAAA
Messenger RNA from Prosopis cineraria, 1736 nucleotides. Its product is annotated as calcium uniporter protein 4, mitochondrial-like. Gene Ontology annotation, molecular function: uniporter activity; calcium channel activity. The record is from RefSeq and is a predicted model, not a curated record. The coding region runs from base 62 to 1282 and encodes 406 amino acids. Gene Ontology annotation, biological process: mitochondrial calcium ion homeostasis; calcium import into the mitochondrion. The transcript has 2 exons. Gene Ontology annotation, cellular component: mitochondrial inner membrane; uniplex complex. Lineage: Eukaryota; Viridiplantae; Streptophyta; Magnoliopsida; Fabales; Fabaceae.